GGCCGUUUUGUGUAUUAGUUCAAAAAUAAAGGAAAAAUUAUUUUUCUCUUAAUCGGAGAGGUAAGCUAGGGUUUUCAAUUCCAAGUAAAUUAAACGAGGGUUUUGGAUUUUCUCUUCACAGAGAGAGGACGAGGGUAAUGGGAAGGUACAGAAGCCGUAGUCGGAGCCUUAGCAGAAGUUACAGUCCCGUGAGACGUAAACGCCACGACGAACCACGUGACCGGCGCCGAGAACGUCGCUCUCCGGGACCUUCUGGCCUUCUCGUUCGUAAUAUACCCCUUAGCGCCAGGCCAGAAGAUCUUAGGGUCCCCUUUGAACGUUAUGGUCCCAUAAGAGAUGUUUAUCUUCCCAAGAAUUACCACACUGGGGAACCACGAGGAUUUGGCUUUGUGAAGUUCCGUUAUGCCGAAGAUGCAGCUGAAGCAAAAGCACACUUGAACAAUACAGUUAUUGGUGGACGUGAUAUUAGGAUUGUUUUUGCUGAGGAUAAUCGAAAGACCCCUCGAGAAAUGCGCAAGGUCUUAAGCACAAGUGGACCUAGUGCUCGAGGCAGCUACAGGAGACACAGUUCACCAAGUCGCAGAUAUCACUCUUACUCGCGCUCGGCUUCUCCAGCAAGACGUGACUCAAGGGACAGGGAUCAUGAGAAGAAUCAUGAUGAUUACUACUCGCCAAGGAGAUCCAGGUCACAGUCUCGGUCUAUUUCUCCAAGGGAUGAUAGAAAUUGUAGGUCGAAAGGAAGAUCUUCAAGACAAUCAAGACCAAUGUCAAGGUCAAAUUCUCCAUGCAUUCAGAAAAAAGGCAGGUUCAGCAUGAGUCCAAGAGAUAAUAGUCAGAUUGCUCAUGAUGUGGACUCCACCCCAAGGAGGCUCAAGAGUCCCGGAAGAAAUGGAGGCAGCUCAGCCAGAUCUCCUUCUAGGUCCUACAGUCGUUGACGGUUUGCUCAUUGUUAUCACCAUCUGCUGAUCUUUUUUUGAGGUCUUGGGAGUAUCUUGGUCUAGAUGAUUGGACACAUGCAAACUAUAAUAGAUUGUUACAUCUGUUAUAUUUAUGUUUUGUUUCUUUUUGUCAUGUCACUCUAAACCUAUGGACUAUUGUAACAUAUAGCUGAGUCGUGGGUUGAAUUUGGUUAUUUCUGUUUAUGUGCUACUUCUUCUCUAUAUAUGAAUUUACAAUGGACGUAUAGCAAUGUUGCUACUUGUCCUCUUUUCUCAUGUAA
Solanum pennellii is the source of this 1219-nucleotide messenger RNA. RefSeq names its product serine/arginine-rich SC35-like splicing factor SCL28. Gene Ontology annotation, molecular function: RNA binding. NCBI's taxonomy places the organism in Eukaryota, Viridiplantae, Streptophyta, Magnoliopsida, Solanales, Solanaceae. The coding region runs from base 138 to 935 and encodes 265 amino acids. The record is from RefSeq and is a predicted model, not a curated record. The transcript has 7 exons.